AUGAGAGUCCGAGAGACGGGAGAGAGGAGAGAAGAGAGAGGAGAGGGAGACGAGAGAGGGAGAGAGGAGGGAGGAGGGAAAAAAGAAAAGGAGGAGAGAAAGAAAAGGGAAGAGGAGGAGGGAAACAAAGAGAGAGAGAAGAGAAGCGAGAGAGGAGAGAGAGAGCGAGAGAGAGAGAGCGUCGAGGAGGGGAACAGAAUGAGAGAGAGAGGACAAACUCUAGAUAUGGAAAACCACACUCAGUUCUACCCACCCAUUUUCACCCAGCUCUCCUCCUCAUCUCUCUCUCUCUCUCUCUCUCUCUCUCCUCUCUCUCUCUCUUCUCUCUCUCUCUCUAUUUCUCCACAGCUCUUCACCAUUUCCUUCUCCUGGGCGUCCCACGAGGUCCGACCCCCCAAGUACCAGCACCACGACCCCUUGACCUCUGAACUCCUCCUGUGUGACCAGUGUCCGCCCGGCACGGCCGUCCUGACCCACUGUACCGCCGACACCCCCACCGCCUGCUCGCCGUGCCCCGACCGGUCCUUCUCAGAACACUGGCACUGGGGCGACAGCUGCCAGUACUGCACGACGGUCUGCAAGGAGAGGCAGCUGGUGAGGCAGGAGUGUAACAGCACCCACGACCAGCUGUGUGAGUGUGUGCCAGGCUACCACCUGGUGGUGGAGUUCUGCAUCAAACACACCCCCUGUCAACCUGGCUACGGCGUGGCGGCUCUAGGUAGGUGAUCUAUGUGUAAUUACAAUGAACAAAUGAAUUAAUUAAUUGAUUGACUGAAAUUAUGUUUUGAGAUGCAAAUGAAACUAUGGUGCUGGAGUCUCUUUUUCAUUAUUUAACUACUGUUGGUUUAUUUAACUUGGCUGAAGGUCUUCCCUCUCUUUUAAUUAUUACUUCCAGUUAUAUACUCAUACAUAAUGGUUUGCAAAUGUUAUUCGUAGUCAGCCCAUGUCCUCAGAGGGGGAAGUGUUUACUCAGCCUGUGGUAGGUCUAAUCAGUCUAUAAUAUAAUAGUACUGUACUCUACAUCACCCAGAAUCCACUGGUGUAUGGUCCUGACCUGUUCUGUUCUCUAUGAGAGCCAACUGGUAGUAAUCAGUGUGUUGGCAGAGGGCCAGAAAGAGACAGAGCUGUGAGUGGCAGGCCUAGUCAUCAGACAGAAUAACUCUGCUGCCUGGUUGUUAUCAUCACCAGGAUCUCUCCUCUCUUGUCAGAUCACUCAGAGGUUAUGUCCCAAAUGACACCCUAUUCCCUAUAUCGUACACUACAUUUGACCAGAGCCCUAUGGUCAAAAGUAGUGCACUAAAUAGGGAAUAGGGUGCCAUUUGGGACACUACCAAAGCUAAGCAGGAUCAAGAUCACGCCAGACACUAAACUACGUCUUUGUAAUUUGUACUUCGUUCUCACUGGCCUCCUUCCCCUCCUUUUAAUCAUAACGUUCCUCAGCCUUCAGUCCUGGUUUGUGAUUCAGACGUAUUCCAGGCCAGAUGAGGAGAGAGGAGAUGAGAAGAGGAGGGGAGAGGCUGAGAGAGAGGGGAGAGAAGAGGGGUGAGGAGAGGUGAAGAGGAGGGAGGAGAGGGGAGAAAAGAGGGGUGAGGAGAGGUGAAGGAAAGGAAAGGAAAGAAGAGAGAGCGGAGGAAAGAAGAAGGGAGGAGAGAGGAGAAGAGUGGAGAGGAGGGUUUUGUUUCUGGCCAGAAUUUUACUAGCAAUAGUCUGUUGAACGUCUCUGUGAGAGAUGAUGAAUAGAAACAUGUCAGAUUCUAUUGGAGACAGACUGGUUCAGCUCCAUCUUUCCUCUCUGUCUCUGUGUCACAGUUAGACUGGUUCAGCUCCAUCUUUCCUCUCUGUCUCUGUAUCAGACAGUUAGACUAGUUCAGCUCCAUCCUUCCUCUCUGUCUCUGUAUCAGACAGUUAGGAUGACUCUUUUUAGCUUGAGUUCUUCUUUUUAGCUUGAGUUCUUCUUCUUGAGUUCAGCUUCUACAAAGUAUGGUUCCUUAUACAGCAGAGUGAAAUGAUGAGUAAAGAGUCAGUGGUCGGUCCAGGUCUAUCCAGUCAGUGGUCGGUCCAGGUCUAUCCAGUCAGUGGUCAGUCCAGGUCUAUCCAGUCAGUGUUCGGUCCAGGUCUAUCCAGUCAGUGUUCGGUCCAGGUCUAUCCAGUCAGUGGUCGGUCCAGGUCUAUCUAGUCAGUUAUCGGUCCAGGCCUAUCCAGGCAGUGGUCGGUCCAGGUCUAUCUAGUCAGUUAUCGGUCCAGGUCUAUCCAGUCAGUGGUCGGUCCAGGUCUAUCUAGUCAGUUAUCGGUCCAGGUCUAUCCAGUCAGUGGUCGGUCCAGGUCUAUCUAGUCAGUUAUCGGUCCAGGCCUAUCCAGGCAGUGAUCGGUCCAGGUCUAUCCAGGCCAGGGGUAACAACAGGAUAGACCUAGUCCUUGCCGAUGACGAGCAUAAUUGCGAACAGGCUGCAUGAUUUGGAAUAUUUUUUAUUCUGUAAAGGCUUCUUUAUUUUCAGUCUGUUAUUUACAGUGCCUUGCAAAAGUAUUCAUCCCCCUUGGCGUUUUUCUUGUUUUUUUGCAUUACAACCUGUAAUUUAAAUGGAUUUUAUUUUUAUUUCAUGUAAUGGACAUACACAAAAUAGUCCAAAUUGGUCAAGUGAAAUGAAAAAAUUAUUUCAGAAAAUUCUAAAAAAUAAAUAACGGAAAAGUGGUGCGUGCAUAUGUAUUCACCACCUUUGCUAUGAAGCCCCUAAAUAAGAUCUGGUGCAACCAAUUACCUUCAGAAGUCACAUAAUUAGUUAAAUAAAGUCCACCUGUGUGCAAUCUAUGUGUCACAUGACCUGUCACAUGAUCUCAGUAUAUAUACACCUGUUCUGAAAGGCCCCAGUGUCUGCAACACCACUAAGCAAGGGGCACCACCAAGCAAGCGGCACCAUGAAGACCAAGGAGCUCUCCAAACAGGUCAGGGACAAAGUUGUGGAGAAGUACAGAUCAGGGUUGGGUUAUAAAAAAAUAUCAGAAACUUUGAACAUCCCACGGAGCACCAUUAAAUCCAUUAUUAAACAAUUGAAAGAAUAUGGCACCACAACAAACCUAUUAAUAUGAAGGCGAAAGAAACGCACACCUAUUUAGGCGAGGUGCUGGCUAACGGAGUAGAACACUUGAAACGUUGGUUAUUAGGUUAUUAAAUUAUUGCGUCUGAGCUCCUAGAGUGUGAGACUCUCCUUUUCUUAUUCAACCACAACAAACCUGCCAAGAGAGAGCCGCCCACAAAAACUCACGGACCAGGCAAGGAGAGCAUUAAUCAGAGGGCAACAGAGAGACCAAAGAUAACCCUGAAGGAGCUGCAAAGCUCCACAGUAGAGAUUGGAGUAUCUGUCCAUAGGACCACUUUAUGCCGUACACUCCACAGAGCUGGGCUUUACAGAAGAGUGGCCAGAAAAAAAGCCAUUGCUUAAAGAACAAAAUAAGCAAACACGUUUGGUGUUCGCCAAAAGCCAUGUGGGAGACUCCCCAAACAUAUAGAAGAAGGUACUCUGGUCAGAUGAGACUAAAAUUGAGCUUUUUGGAAAACGCUAUGUCUGGCGCAAACCCAACACCUCUCAUCCCCCCGAGAACACCAUCCCCACAGUGAAGCAUGGUGGUGGCAGCAUCAUGCUUUGGGGAUGUUUUUCAUUGGCAGGGACUGGGAAACUGGUCAGAAUUGAAGGAAUGAUGGAUGGCGCUAAAUACAGGGAAAUUCUUGAGGGAAACCUGUUUCAGUCUUCCAGAGAUUUGAGACUGGGACGGAGGUUCACCUUCCAGCAGGACAAUGACCCUAAGCAUACUGCUAAAGCAACACUCAAGUGGUUUAAGGGGAAACAUUUAAAUGUCUUGGAAUGGCCUAGUCAAAGCCCAGACCUCAAUCCAAUUGAGAAUCUGUGGUAUUACUUAAAGAUUGCUGUACACCAGCGGAACCCAUCCAACUUGAAGGAGCUGGAGCAGUUUUGCCUUGAAGAAUGGACAAAAAUCCCAGUGACUAGAUGUGCCAAGGUUAUAGAGACAUACCCCAGGAGACUUGCAGCUGUAAUUGCUGCAAAAGGUGGCUCUACAAAGUAUUGACUUUGGGGGGAUGAAUAGUUAAGCACGUUCAAGUGUUUUUUUGGUCUUAUUUCUUGUUUGUUUCACCCCAAAAAAUAUUUUGCAUCUUCAAAGUGGUAGGCAUGUUGUGUAAAUCAAAUGAUACAACCCCCCCCAAAAAAAUCAAUUUUAAUUCCAGGUUGUAAGGCAACAAAAUAGGAAAAAUGCCAAGGGAGGUGAAUACUUUCACAAGCCACUGUAUGUUAUUAUUUUGGAGUAACUACAAUGUUGUUCAUCCAUCCUCAGUUAUCUCCUAUCACAUCCAUUAAACUCUGUAACUGUUUUAAAAUCACCACAUGGCCUCAUGGUGAAAUCCCUGAGCGGUUUCCUUCUUCUCCGGCAACUGAGUUAGGAAGGACGCCUGUAUCUUUGUAGUGACUGGGUGUAUUGAUACACCACCCAAAGUGUAAUUAAUAACUUCACCAUGCUCAAAGGGAUAUUCAACGUUUUUUUUGUUUUUUUACCCAUCUACCAAUAGGUGCCCUUCUUUUUGCGAAACCAUUGGAAUACCUCCCUGGUAUUUGUGGUUGAAUCUGUGCUUGAAAUUCACUGCUCGACUGAGGGACCUUACAGAUAAUUGUAUGUGUGGGGUACAGAGAUGGGGUAGUCAUUAAAAAAUUAUGUUAAACACUAUUAUUGCACACAGUUAGUCCAUUCAACUUAUUAUGUGACUUGUUAAGCACAUCUUUACUCCUGAACUUAUUUAGGCUUGCCAUAACAAAGGGGUUUCAUUCAGCUUUUCAUUUUUUGGACCCUGUCCAGUUGAACCAGUAUCAUACUGUAUUCCUGGAGCCCUUCCAGUUGAACCAGUAUCAUACUGUAUUCCUGGAUCCCUUCCAGUUGAACCAGUAUCAUACUGUAUUCCUGGAGCCCUUCCAGUUGAACCAGUAUCAUACUGUAUUCCUGGAGCCCUUCCAGUUGAACCAGUAUCAUACUGUAUUCCUGGAGCCCUUCCAGUUGAACCAGUAUCAUACUGUAUUCCUGGAGCCCUUACAGUUGAACCAGUAUCAUACUGUAUUUUCCAGAGGAAAGACAUGAUAAAGAAAAUGACUAGUGGUCACCACCAGGUCUGAAGAUCACAAUGGAAUGUUUUCCAGGGUUGGGGUCAAUUCCAUUUAAUACCCUGUCAAUUCAGGAAGUACACUGAAAUGCCAAUUCCAAUUGUCUUCAAUGCUUUUCAAUAAGGAACAUUUUGAAUUGGAAUUGGAAUUUGGUUUACUUUCAAAAUUGACUGGAAUUGAAAUUGAAUUUACCCCAACUCUGAUUUCUUCAUCAUACAGCUAGAUCUGUUAUAACGAUCUCAGAUGGUUGUUGUGAGGCAGGUUCAGGCACACUUGAGGUCUUUUGACUGGAGCAAGUCUGACCCCAGCUCUUAAAUGCAUUGUUGCCAAUGCCAGGAAUACAGUAUGAUACUGGUGCAUUCGGAAACUAUUCAGACCCCUUCCCUUUUUCCACAUUUUGUUACGUUACAGCCUUAUUCUAAAAUGGAUUAAAUUAAUUGUUUUCCUCAUCAAUCUACACACAAUACCCCAUAAUGACAAAUCAAAAACAGAUGUAUUACAAAUAAAUAACAGAAAUACCUUAUUUAUAUACGUUUUCAGACCUUUGCUAUGAGACUCGAAAUUGAGCUCAGGUGCAUCCUGUUUCCAUUGAUCAUCCUUGAGAUGUUUUUACAACUUGAUUGGAGUCCACCUGUGGUAAAUUCAAUUAAUUGGACAUGAUUUGGAAAGGCACACACCUGUGUAUAUAAGGUCCCACAGUUGACAGUGCAUGUCAGAGCAAAAACCAAGCCAUGAGGUCGAAGGAAUUGUCCGUAGAGCUCCGAGACAGGAUUGUGUCGAGGCACAGAUCUGGGGAAGGGUACCAAAAAAUAUCUGCAGCAUCGAAGGUCCCCAAGAACACAGUAAAAUAAGCCACUCUUGGAGUUUGCCAAAAGGCACCUAAAGACUCUCAGACAAUGAGAAACAAGAUUCUCUGGUCUGAUGAAUCCAAGAUUGAACUCUUUGGCCUGAAUGCCAAGCGUCACGUCUGGAGGAAACCUGGCACCAUUCCCUACGGUGAAGCAUGGUGGUGACAGCAUCGUGCUGUGGGGAUGUUUUUCAGCUGCAGGGACUGGGAGACUAGUCAGGAUCGAGGGAAAGAUGAACGGAGUAAAGUACAGAGAGGUCCUUGAUGAAAACCUGCUCCAGCGCGCUCAGGACCUCAGACUGGGGCCAAAGGUUCACCUUCCAACAGGACAACGACCCUAAGCACACAGCCAAGACAACACAGGAGUGGCUUUGGGACAAGUCUCUGAAUGUCCUUGAGUGGCCCAGCCAGAACCCGGACUUGAACCCAAUCGAACAUCUCUGGAGAGACCUGAAAAUAGCUGUGCAGCGACGCUCCCCAUCCAACCUGACAGAUCUUGAGAGGAUUUGCACAGAAGAAUGGGAGAAACUCCCCAAAUACAGGUGUGCCAAGUUUGUAGCGUCAUACCCAAGAAGACUCCAGGCUGUAAUCGCUGCCAAAGGUGCUUCAACAAAGUAUUCAGUAAAGGGUCUGAAUACUUAUGUAAUGAAAUAUUUCUGUUUUUAAUUUUUAAUACAUUUGUAAAAAAAAGUUUUUGCUUUGUCAUUAUGGGGUAUUGUUUGUAGAUUGAUGAGAAAAAAAUUCAAUUUUAGAAUAAGGCUGUAAUGUAACAAAAUGUGGAAAAAGUCAUGGGCUCUUAAUACUUUCCGAAUGCACUGUAUGGCUUGUCAACCUGAGGAUCCAUGACCUCUGCUGGUCACUUGUAAUUUCAUAUAGACCUGUGAGUUAAUGUUCUUACACAAAUAUGCCUUGUCAUAUGCCUUGUCAUCUUGUUAUCUUUUCUCACACAAAUAUGCCUUGUCAUAUGCCUUGUCAUCUCUGUGGGUGGUGGGGACCCAAGUCAAAGAUCAUCCUACUGGAUGCAUGAAGGACCUUAUACUCUCUCUGACUCUCACUUCUUCUCUGUUCUGAAACAGGAUGUGGUAGAUACUGUUGACACCCAUUCUAUUAGGAGAGCUGUAGUUUACUCCUCUCUAAACAAUGCUACAGAAACUCCACACUUCCACUCACAAAACUCAGCUGCUUUAUGACCAGCACCACGUACCACAACUUGUGACUUGACAGAUUGGAAAUGUAUAACAUGAUCCCACCUGUAAGAAUGAUCUUGGUUCAUAAAUUGAAGUUUGUUUGUUUGUGUUUCUCUCCUAGGUACACCAGAGGUUGACACAGUGUGUGAGGCGUGUCCGCAGGGCCUGUUCUCCAGCCGGGUGUCUGCCAGCGAGCCGUGUGUGUCCCACAGGAACUGCUCUGAGCUGGGCUUGAAGACCCUCCGACUGGGGACCACCACCCAGGACACACUGUGUGAGAACGAGGCUAAAGGAUCUGUCUUGGAGUGCUCCCAUCACCACACGCAGUGUCACACUGGUGAGAACAUACAGGAUAAUGGUGAUAUAUGCCAGACGCUCUUAUCCAAAGCGAUUUACAGUCAUGCACGCAUACUUUUUUUUGUGUGGGUGGCCCCAGUGGGAAUCAAAUCCCACUACCCUUGGCGUUGUGAGCGUCAUGCUCUACCAACUGAGCCACAACACACACACCAUGUAAUGUUUAUUAAAAAGGAGUGAAUGAUUCUAAUCUACAGCACUGCACGACAACCCGGCUCAGCUUCACACUGACUAAAGAGGUUCAUGAGUAACUUUGCCUGAGACUAGAAGACUUGUUUUAGCUCCCCAAGAAAAUACCUAGGCUUAAUCUCAGCGGAUAAACUCUUGCAGCAGCAGGCAACAAAUGUUCAAACCCAGUUGGUCUCAGCUGCCUACAGCAUUUCACCUGAGCAACAGGUUGACGUCAUCCCACUAACUCCAGUAACUCCAGCAAGAGCCAUGAUGUAGUGAUUAGUGUGUGUGACUGUUAUAUCCUGGACCUUGGAAGCUUGGACCAAAGAGGGAACUGAGUCAGUCAAAGAGGAGACAUGAGGACAUGGGUUUAGGGCAGGGAUCAUCAACUAGAUUCAGCCACGGUCCGUUUUGUUCUUGAGCAGUCGUGGGGCCGGAAUAUAAUUACAGAUAAUUUGUAGACUGCAAGUUAACCGCAAGAAGCCCAAACAGAUAUAAUAUUUCACUAAUACAUAAUCAUUUCAAACCUUGCUUACAUUUGUAUACAAUCACAUAUAUCUCUCUAUUAUGCAUGGGAAUACUUUAGAACAGAUUUCCAAAAUGUAAAUCCCUUGGAGCUGAUUUCCUGGUGUUUUUACAGUCUUUUAUGUCCAACCAUUAAUCGUUUUUUGUUUAUUUGCUCAGAAAACUUGAGGGGCCAAUAAAGAAAUACCUGGACCGCAGGCCACCUGUUGGGGAACCCUGGUUUAGGGUCUUACUCAGGCUGAAACCAUGAAGAAUGCUGCUGAGAACACACACACACACACACACACACACCACAGAACCACAACCCAUCAGAGUGAGCCUGAUGAGUCUCCCAGGAGACCAAACACAGUACUGAGUUCUCAUUCUAGAACCGGAACGAUGCACACACACACAGAACAACUGUGUUCCAUCACACCAGGUCUGCUGUGUGACGUAUCACAGUGAGACGUAUCAGGGGGAGGUUGACUUCCACGAGAAUGAACUAUUCACAUUAAACUGAGUUCCUAUAGCAUGACUAACAACUAUCAGAGUAGAACACCCAGAACUGUUACUUUCCCAGGGGAGUGAUGCUCUCCUUAACAAUUAAUUCAGAAUUUGUUUUAGUGGGAUAUGACACCCAUACAAUUACAAUGAUUCAGUCAUUGUAUUUCUAUGGUGACACCACAGAUUGUUUGCAAUGAAUUAGAAAAUAGUUUGAAGUACAAAUGUCAAAUUGAGGGGAAAAUGUCUUUGCCAAUGCUGGAUUCAAAUCCAAGCCAAUGUUCAGUUAGAUUAGAUUUGAGAAAAUGCUGAAAGUCAGAUUUGCAUCCCAAAUGGCACCCUAUUCCCUAUAUAGUGCACUACUUUUGACCAGAUCCCUAUGGGUCCUGGUCAAAAGUAGCGCACUAUAAAGGGAAAGGGGUGCCAUUUGGGAGUCGAAGUCUGAACUAAAUAAGGAGGAAGGAGGAGAGGCUGUGAGGGAAAUGAGUGUGUCGCCGCUGGGAUGGAACAAAGAAGUGAGAGGAAGUGAUGUUUUCAUUAUCUGGUCUGGUAAUGACUGGACACCCUCCAUUACACACACACACACACACACACACACACACACACACACACACACACACACACACACACACACACACACACACACACACACACACACACACACACCACAGAACCACACCACAUCAGAGUGAGCCUGAUGAGUCUCCCAGGAGACCAAACACAGUACUGAGUUCUCAUUCUAGAACCGGAACGAUGCACACACACACAGAACACCUGUGUUCCAUCACACCAGGUCUGCUGUGUGACGUAUCGCAGUGACCCGUAUCAGGGGAUGUUGAGGUCCAUCUCCACAGGUGUUGAGGUCUUCAUGUGAACUGGUGCUCGUCAUCUGUUCAAUAGAGUUAACAAAUGUUUAUUUGGUAUAACCUGACACAGAAAGUCUGUUUCUGGAAUAAGAUACCAUUAUGGUCCCAAUAGAGCAAACCUAACACAUCUGGCUCUUCACACAGGAUCAAUCAAGAUCUCAAUGUAUCAUAAAGAAAACAAGUACGUAAGUACCAGGAUGUAACGUCAGUGUCCUCUCUCUCCCUCUCUGUCUCAGACGUGUCGCUGUGUGAGGAGGCCAUCUUCCAGUCUCUGGCGUCCCUCCGUCUGUCCUCCGUCCCCCUGGAGCGUCUCCUGGAGAGCCUGCCUGGGAAGAGGGUUGACAGGAAGAGUCUGGAGAGGCUGAAAAAGGUCUGCUCCCCCCAGCAGCAUAUACUACUCCUGUUGAGACUCUGGAGAGAACAGAACAAAGAUCAGGUUAAACUCUACGGCGUCAUUCAAGGUCAGUAGGAUCCGUUUAGUAGAGCUCUGCUACUGGCUGCUGCAAAUGACUUCCUGUUAUGUCCUGAAGACGUUUAUCCAGUGAGAGGGUCCUGUUACGUCCUGAGCUCAUCAUACCUAUUAUCCAGUGAGAGGGUCCUGUUAUGUCCUGAGCUCAUCAUACCUAUUAUCCAGUGAGAGGGUCCUGUUACGUCCUGAGCUCAUCAUACCUAUUAUCCAGUGAGAGGGUCCUGUUACGUCCUGAGCUCAUCAUACCUAUUAUCCAGUGAGAGGGUCCUGUUACGUCCUGAGCUCAUCAUACCUAUUAUCCAGUGAGAGGGUCCUGUUAUGUCCUGAGCUCAUCAUACCUAUUAUCCAGUGAGAGGGUCCUGUUAUGUCCUGAGCUCAUCAUACCUAUUAUCCAGUGAGAGGGUCCUGUUACGUCCUGAGCUCAUCAUACCUAUUAUCCAGUGAGAGGGUCCUGUUACGUCCUGAGCUCAUCAUACCUAUUAUCCAGUGAGAGGGUCCUGUUAUGUCCUGAGCUCAUCAUACCUAUUAUCCAGUGAGAGGGUCCUGUUACGUCCUGAGCUCAUCAUACCUAUUAUCCAGUGAACCACUGUGAGCGGAAGGUGUCCAGGUUAAGACUGUAGUCACCGUAGUAACCGUUGGAAUAGCAACAACAACAAAGAAAAUUAAAACGUUCUCCUCUGCUUCUGACUGCAUGUGCUGCCGCUGCAGGGAGGGGGGUGUUGCCUAGGCAACCAAAGGCUCAUCUGCUACAACACCUUGCUUGUUUCAGCAAGUUGUAGAGUCCAUGAUAGAGCAGAAACUGAAUCAACCGCACGAAUGCCCAGCCAUCCCGGCUUUAGUCAGCUGUUUGUUCCACAAAACAAUAAAACAUUAUUUGAGGGUUAUUUUAUUUUCAUGAUGGUCUUCAUCCAUAACCGUCGGUUACACGGUUAUACGGUAAUUGUGCCAGCCCUAUAGUCCAGGUGGCUAAGUCGUUUCAUUGCUAAUAUUUCUCCAUUACCCUUUCCCUCUAUUGUGAGUGUAAGGUGUCCAGGUGUCUAACAGUAGUAUCAGUUUUAACCUGAGUUCCUCCUCUACCCUGUUAUCUCAGGUGUGAACAACUGUGAGCGGAAGGUGUCCAGGUGUGCAGGUUUGAAGAACCUGACCAUGGGUGACCUCCUGACGGUGAUGGACAGUCUCCCAGGGGUCCGGGCUCACGAGGAGGACGUCAGGGCCGUGGUCUCCUCAUGCCGCUCCCAGCAGUACCUCCUGCAGCUCCUACACCUUUGGAAGAACCAGAACAAGGACCUGGACAUCAAUAAGGUAUUGCUCCGCCACCACCAUGCACAUUAACAUGCCUGCCUUAAUCUAGCCAAAUACUGAGUGUGGACAUUCCUCAUAUUCCUUUUCUUAAUGGAUAAUUUUCUGUUCUACGCACCAACAACUAGAUAAGAAUCUCCAAUUAGAAGUGUGCUGGUUUUCCCAUUUCCGAUUGCCUUAGUUUUGACGAAAGGAACACAAUGGAAAUAAGUAAUACUUGAUAACUUUGUGUUCUCCUUGAUAGUUAAAACAAUUACUGUCUGUAUUUGUAUUUAUUUAAAUGAACCUAAUCAAUCAAUUAAUUAAUCAAUUAAAGGGUCUGGCCCACAGCCUGAGCAGGCUCCGGCAGCAGGGGGCACCACGCCCGCUCCUCAGGAGCAUCAAGAAGAUCAACCGGAUCAUCUCCACCUCCUCCAUACACAAGAUGUACGAGAAGAUGUUCCUCAACAUGAUCGAGGACGGGACCUGCUUCAAGACCAAACCCUACAACCAAUAGGAAGAAUGGGACGGGGCUAAGGGGCGCAGAUCUGGGUUUCAAACACUUGAAAAAUCUAGCAUUUGUUUGAGUCUGCCUGGAGUGCAAGAUGGGCAGGGUUUGACGUUUUGAGACGUUUCUAUUGGUUUAUUAAUCCAGGCAAACUCAAACAGGGUCAGAUAAAGGAUUUAAAUUAAUGUUUAAAGUAUUUGCAACCCAGGUCUGAUGGGGUGGAUCCUAACGUCCACUUACGUCGAAUUUUCACUCGGUCUCCCGUUGAUAUCAAUGCAUGACUAAGUGAAAAUUCAAUUUAAGUGUAAAUUAGGAUUAGUCCUAACUGUGUGAAAAGCAGGGUUGCGGUCAAAUUUUUUUUCAGUUCGUGAAUUGAAUUUGAAUUAACUCGCUGAAUUGACUGAAUUGAAAAUGGAAUUGAUCCCAACCCUGACGAAAAUAGAAAACUAUUUAAAAGUUGUGUAUAUGUCCACUAUUUUUAAGGAGAGGUAGAAGGGGGGGGGAUAGGGAGAGGGUCGUCUUGCUUUUUCACUGUUUUAAAAAGAGGAGAUUUAUUUCAUAAUGAAAUGUUUCCUCAUGAGUGCGUUCCAAAUGGCAUACUACUACUUAUUUAGUGCACUACUUUUGACCAGGGCCCAUUGGGUAGUAGUGCACUAUUUAGGGAAUAGGGUGCUAUUUGGGACGCCCCCCUGCUGUUCUGUGUGGACUGCUGACAUGCAAAGCUCUAUUGAAACUGUCAAAACAUUUCAAACAUUGUCAGAUUUUAUGAAUGUACAAAGGAGUGCAAUUUUUUUUAUUUAAAUGUAAUUUUUCUUACCAGAUUUGUUUUGUAAAAGCUUGUUUUUUUUUAUCUCUAUAUUACAAAACUGGAUUCUGAAUGCUGCAGGUUUGAAGUUACAAUGUUGUUUGUUUGAAGCCGAAGGGAUUUUUUGUAAAUCAUUUUUGUAUAAAAAAGGUAUGGAUCUUUAUUUUGGAUUUUUGGUUUGACCGGCCCUUUUUCAAGUCCUUAUUUUUGUGAACAUUAUGUCGAAUUAUCUGAUUAAAAUCCAUUUGAUAAAAUUGUUGUAUGACUUUUAAAAUGAUAAGUGUUGUAUUUUGAUUUCCCCUCACAUUUGUGUGGAUGUAGAGUCCUAGUGACAUUACUGUCCUGCAGUAACCUGAGCCUGACAGAAGUUCCAUUGUUCCUGAAACAGACCCCUCCUCCUAUUGACUCAGUCUUGUUAAGGGCAUUUCAGUCUCGUAGCAAUUUGCUUAUUAAGAAGCAUGACUCAGUCUUGUUACGGGCAUUUCAGUCUCGUAAACAAUUAGCUUAUUAAGAAGCAUGACUCAGUCUUGUUACGGGCAUUUCAGUCUCAUAACAAUUUGCUUAUUAAGAAGCACGAAAUAGCUUACUCGGUAUACUGACUCAAUAAGGACAUGGUAUUCAUCGCUUGGAAAUAUCAUGGAAUGUGAAGGUUCAGUGUACAGCUGACAUGUCCACACCUUUACUCACCUGUAAAAUGAGUAUGUGACAGUUAUUCACUGUGUCAUCCUGUCUCCCGGAAGGUUAUUCACUGUGUCAUCCUGUCUCCUGGAAGGUUAUUCACUGUGUCAUCCUGUAUCCUGGAAGGUUAUUCACUGUGUCAUCCAGUCUCUCCUGGAAGGUUAUUCACUGUGUCAUCCUGUCUCUCUUGGAAGGUUAUUCACUGUGUCAUCCAGUCACUCCUGGAACGUUAUUCACUGUGUCAUCCUGUCUCUCUUGGAAGGUUAUUCACUGUGUCAUCCUGUCUCUCCUGGAAGGUUAUUCACUGUGUCAUCCUGUCUCUCUUGGAAGGUUAUUAACUGUGUCAUCCUGUCUCCCCUGGAAGGUUAUUGACUGUGUCAUCCUGUCUCCUGGAAGGUUAUUCACUGUCAUAAUAAUCAUAAUAAUAAUAUGCCAUUUAGCAGACACUUUUGUCUGUCUCUCCUGGAAGUUUAUUCACUGUGUCAUUCUGUCUCUAUUGGAAGGUUAUUCACUGUGUCAUCCUGUCUCCCCUGGAAGGUUAUUCACUGUGUCAUCCUGUCUCUCAUGGAAAGUUAUUCACUGUGUCAUCCAGUCUCUCCUGGAAGGUUAUUCACUGUGUCAUCCUGUCUCCCCUGGAAGGUUAUUCACUGUGUCAUCCUGUCUCCUGGAAGGUUAUUGACUGUGUCAUCCUGUCUCUCCUAGAAGUUUAUUCACUGUAUCAUCCUGUCUCUCCUGGAAGGUUAUUCACUGUGUCAUCAUGUCUCCUGGAAGGUUAUUCACUGUGUCAUCAUGUCUCCUGGAAGGUUAUUCCCAUUCUCACCUCCACUAGUGUGGUCCCAGAUCUGUUUGUGAUGUCUUCCUAACUCCUAGGGUCAUUGUCUCAUUGUCAGGCCAUUUGUUGCUCAUAUUGCUCCUCUGUAUUUAGUCAUAACUAGUCUGAUCUGGUUACAACUAGUCUAAUCUGGUUACAACUACUCUGAUCGGGUUACAGCUAGUCUGAUCUGGUUACAACUAGUGUGAUCUGGUUACAAAUAGUCAAAUCUGGUUACAACUAGUCUGCUCUGGUUACAACUAGUCUGGUCCCUGUUGGUUUGUGUUCCUUUGUACCUAUUGUCAUUGUCACGCCAUGUGUGGCUCACCUUGCUCCUCAGAAACUAACCAUAACUCUUUGGAAGAAACACCUGUUUUAAACCAGAAAGCAGACCCUGUCUAGCCUGAUCCCAGACCUGUUUGUGCUGUCUUGCCAAGUCCUAUGGUCAUUGGCAGCAACAACGACCAUAGGAGUUGGUAAGACAGUACAAACUCGAUCUGGGACCAGGCUAGACUCGGGUCAGCUGAUCUUUUAAAGAUAUCAUAGUAACAUGUAUAACAAUAUUAUGAUCCUCCAUAGGAAGUAACCCUGACUCUACAUCCUCAUGACUGUUCUGCUGUGGUCUCUCUCUCUACAUAGGGACCCAGCAUCUUUCAACAGUUAGAACUUCCAGAUUUUAACUUUAGGAAGUUGUAGUUGUGACCUUUACAGAUAUGAUUAUAGAGUUGUUUGGUUGUCAUGGAGUGAGAGAGAGAGAGAGAGAGAGAGAGAGAGAGAGAGAGAGAGAGAGAGAGAGAUCGAGAGAGAGAGGUAGAGAGAGAGCUCUAGAUUCGCGCUCUCUCGACUUCUCUCCUAGCUCUCGCUCUCUCUCUCCUCUCUGCCUCUCUCUCCUCUCUCUCUCGCUUCUCUCCUCAAUCUCUCCUUCUCAUCUCUCUCUCUCCUCUCUCUCUCUUCUAGUCCUCUUCGCGUUAGGAGAGAGAGAUGGUUUUUUUCCCUGAGCAUCACACAGUUUAGACCAUACCGUGAAAUGCUUACUUACAAGCCCUUAACCAACAAUGCAGUUCAAGAAAGAGUUAGGAAAAUAUUUACUAAGUAAAACAAAAUAAAAAGUAACACAACAAAAUAACAAUAACGAGGCUAUAUACAAGGGGUACCGGUACCGAGUCAAUGGUUAGUCGAGGUAAUUUGUACAUGUAGGUAGGGGCAAAGUGGCUAUGCAUAGAUAAUAAACAGUGAGUAGCAGCAGUGUAAAAACAAAUCAAUAUAAAUAGUCCGGAUGGCCAUUUGAUUAAUUGUUCUGCAGUCUUCUGGCUUGGGGGUAGAAGCUGUUAAGGAGCAUUUUGGUCCUAGACUUGGCGCUCCGGUACCGCUUGCCGUGCGGUAGCAGAGAGAACAGUCUAUGACUUGGGUGACUGGAGUUUUUUACAAUUUUUUGGGCCUAAGAGUGUGUAUGUGUGUGUGAUGAUGUGUGUGAGUGACUAAGAGAGCAAGACAGAUGGAUCUAAACUAUCCUAAUUUCUUCUUAAUUAAAGAUAUUUAAUAAUAGCCUAGUGGGAUACAAAUGAUAUCAGCAUUAAUAUGAAUCACCCACCUCAAAACUCUGUUCACUUCUGAGUGUCUUAGCCAGUUGUUUAGGAUAUAUGAUUAAUUGCAUUAGCUGGCAGAACAAGAGGGAUGCGUUCCAAAUGGCACCCUAUUUCCCUUAUAGUGCACUACUUUUGACCAGGGCCCAUAGGGCAAAGUAGUGCCCAUAGGGCAAAGUAGUGCACUAGAGAGGGAAUAGGGUGCCAUUCGAGCAGUGAGUCAAUAUAGUACGUACCUUUCUUCUAUUGACAGAGGAAUAAAUGCAUGACUGCCAAGGUUGACACAUCUGCACAGCAUGUCAUGCAAAUCAGAGAUGCUGAAAGAUUGUAUUAUUUACAAUGGAAAGUGACCUGUGUUAUGACUACCCGGGGACACCAGGCGUGUUAUGAAGCUGUUAUAAUAUGGACUAAUAGAGGAUAUGUCUCCAUCCCUGACUGGUCAAAUACCCUAGUCUCCUCUCCUUCCUCUUUCCAUUCCACGGUUGACAAUAAAGGAUGGUAAGGUCUGAAUCGGCCACUAAUAGAGGAUAUGUCUCCAUCCCUGACUGGUCAAAUACCUAAGUCUCCUCCCCUUCCUCUUUCCAUUCCACGGUUGACAAUAAAGGACAGAGAGAAGGACCCAGUAUCAAGUCCUUUUACAGCUGGACAAGAGACAACAUCAACAUGGUGAGUCACACUUAUGAUUAUGGGAUAAUGAUACAUCCAGUAAUAGAGUUAAAGUACAAGGAUGUUCCUUUUUAAAACAUUAUUUAUAUAUUGCAACAUUUAAAGUAAAAUAUUUAGCUAUAUUGUACAAUGGGAAUGUGAUGCUGUGACAACAAUCUAAUAUUCCCAUGGCCAAAAAGCUGUUUGUGAUUAUUAGUAAAUUUUACAAUAAUGUUGACUAAUUAAUUGGUGGCCCCUAGCCUAUGGUAGUUGAAACCUUUACAUCAAUCAAAUGUACACUGCUCAAAAAAAUUAAGGGAACACUUAAACAACACAUCCUAGAUCUGAAUGAAUGAAAUAAUCUUAUUAAAUACUUUUUUCUUUACAUAGUUGAAUGUGCUGACAACAAAAUCACACAAAAAUUAUCAAUGGAAAUCAAAUGUAUCAACCCAUGGAGGUCUGGAUUUGGAGUCACCAUCAAAAUUAAAGUGGAAAACCACACUACAGGCUGAUCCAACUUUGAUGUAAUGUCCUUAAAACAAGUCAAAAUGAGGCUCAGUAGUGUGUGUGGCCUCCACGUGCCUGUAUGACCUCCCUACAACGCCUGGGCAUGCUCCUGAUGAGGUGGUGGAUGGUCUCCUGAGGGAUCUCCUCCCAGACCUGGACUAAAGCAUCCGCCAACUCCUGGACAGUCUGUGGUGCAACGUGGCGUUGGUGGAUGGAGCGAGACAUGAUGUCCCAGAUGUGCUCAAUUGGAUUCAGGUCUGGGGAACGGGCGGGCCAGUCCAUAGCAUCAAUGCCUUCCUCUUGCAGGAACUGCUGACAAACUCCAGCCACAUGAGGUCUAGCAUUGUCUUGCAUUAGGAGGAACCCAGGGCCAACCUCACCAUCAUAUGGUCUCACAAGGGGUCUGAGGAUCUCAUCUCGGUACCUAAUGGCAGUCAGGCUACCUCUGGCGAGCACAUGGAGGGCUGUGCGGCCCCCCAAAGAAAUGCCACCCCACACCAUGACUGACCCACCGCCAAACCGGUCAUGCUGGAGGAUGUUGCAGGCAGCAGAACGUUCUCCACGGCGUCUCCAGACUCUGUCAUGUCUGUCACAUGUGCUCAGUGUGAACCUGCUUUCAUCUGUGAAGAGCACAGGGCGCCAGUGGCGAAUUUGCCAAUCUUGGUGUUCUCUGGCAAAUGCCAAACGUUCUGCACGGUGUUGGGCUGUAAGCACAACCCCCACCUGUGGACGUCGGGCCCUCAUACCACCCUCAUGGAGUCUGUUUCUGACCGUUUGAGCAGACACAUGCACAUUUGUGGCCUGCUGGAGGUCAUUUUGCAGGGCUCUGGCAGUGCUCCUCCUGCUCCUCCUUGCACAAAGGCGGAGGUAGCGGUCCUGCUGCUGGGUUGUUGCCCUCCUACGGUCUCCUCCACGUCUCCUGAUGUACUGUCCUGUCUCCUGGUAGCGCCUCCAUGCUCUGGACACUACGCUGACAGACACAGCAAACCUUCUUGCCACAGCUCGCAUUGAUGUGCCAUCCUGGAUGAGCUGCACUACCUGAGCCACUUGUGUGGGUUAUAGACUCCGUCUCAUGCUACCACUAGGGUGAAAGCACCGCCAGCAUUCAAAAGUGACCAAAACAUCAGCCAGGUCUGUGGUCACCACCUGCAGAACCACUUCUUUAUUGGGGAUGUCUUGCUAAUUGCCUAUAAUUUCCACCUGUUGUCUGUUCCAUUUGCACAACAGCAUGUGAAAUUUAUUGUAAAUCAGUGUUGCUUCCUAAGUGGAUAGUUUGAUUUCACAGAAGUGUGAUUGACUUGGAGUUACAUUGGGUUGUUUAAGUGUUCCCUUUAUUUUUUUGAGCAGUGUAUUUAAUAAAGCCCUUUUUACAUCAGCAAUUGUCACAACGUGCUCUAAACAAAGUGCAUUAAACUAAGUGCAUUAUUUUCUCAUGUUUACAGUUGUUCCCAAUCCUCGUAGUGCUGGCGGCGGUUGAUCUCAGCUGUGGCGCAAUGAUGGAGGUUCUUCAAAGUCAGACCCCGACCACCUACCACCACCUGGACCCCACCACCGGCCAGUUACUCACCUGUAAUCGCUGUCCACCUGGCCAUCAUAUGUCUGCGCACUGCACAGCCACCACACAGACCGUGUGUACGUCGUGUCCACCAAGCCACUACACUCAGUACUGGAACUACCUGCCCAAGUGCCUGUACUGCAGCACGUUCUGUGGGGAGCACCAGGUGGUCAAGGAGGAGUGCUCGGUUCUCAAUGACAGGGUGUGUGAGUGCAAAGGAGGAUAUUACUGGAACGCCGAUUUCUGUAUCAGACACACGGAGUGUCCUUCUGGCCACGGGGUGAAACGGAGAGGUAAGAAACGGAAUAGACAGAUCCGUCACCAUUUCCUUCUUUGCGCAAUCACGUUCUUUUGGAGAUAGAUAGAAUAAUGGUUUAUAACGGACAAAUAGUAAUAUACAUUUGUUUUAAAAUUUCAAAUAACCCCACAGGUACGACGGAGACGGACACAGUGUGUGAAAAAUGCCCUCAAGGUUCCUUCUCCUACAACUCUCCUUCGCGCGCGCCAUGCGUAAAUCACACCGAUUGCGCGUCACUGGGGCGGAAGACCGUCCUCAGUGGCACGUGUUGGCAUGACAACCUCUGUGCCCUUUCCUGUGAAGAACUCAAAGAUGGAGGUGGGUAUCACAUUAUCGACUAGAUCUUGAUAUUGGCUUGUGUUUUUAGUUGUGGUGUGUUUCAAACCCAAAUACUGAAACAGAAUUGGUGGUCUAUAUUUUAUUUACUGCAGGCUUUUAUGAAAUGUAAUGGAAGUAUUAGUAUACUUUGCAUUACAUUGGUAUUAUACAUUAGUAUUACGUUAAUAUUACUAACAGUCAAAUCUCCUUUUUCCUCGUUUGCAGGUGAGUUUAAACUACUCAGAACUUUCCUUCCUGACUUCUUCGCUCAUCACAAGAUGAGAGUGGUGAAGCUGAGGAGGCUGGUCUGGAGGUUGAUGGCCAGCGGGGAGGAGCAGGAGCAUCAGGUUAGAGGGACAGACCUAAAUAUUGUGUGUGUAUGUACUGAUAGAUGCUACUGAAUGUAAUGUAAUGUAUGAAAAUAUAAAUGGACUAGAAUAGUAGGUCUCUGUCUUAUUUUUCUCAGUAUUGAGUCAGUACAGAACCUUUAUAGUUAUAUUUUCUUGUUUUACAUUGAUGUAGUUCUGUCCUUGAGCUGUUCUUGUCUAUCAAUGUUCUGUAUAAUGUCAUGUUUCAUGUUCUGUGUGGACCCCAGGAAGAGUAGUUGCUGCUAUGGCAACAGAUAAUGGGGAUCCUAAUAAAAUAGCAAGUACAGACACACACAGUAGAGGUAUACAUUUAACCUGGCCUUUAAUCAAUGAUUUCACUAUUAUUUUAGACUUUUUAAAUGUGAUUUCAUUAUUCUCUUGUAUUGCCGUCUGUUGUUGUAUAUCUCCUUCAUUUUAUUAUUUGAAAAUGUGCUGCGAUUUUAAAUGCAAUUUAAAUAAAAUAAUGUCAUUUUAUUUGACCAGGAGCACCAGCAGCACCCGCCCAACAGCCUCUCCCAGUCCGCCCAGAGAGGCCUCUUGCAGGGCCAGGUGAGGGACUGGAUCAGGGAUGCCUCAGAGGAAGACCUGAGGAGUCUACCGGAAAUACUGAGGAAGACACAUCAGAGUGUGAUGGCAGAGAGACUAGAGAGGAAGAUGAGGGAGUUACAGGAAGCCUCUGAUUGUAACUUGGUUAGAAACGUGGUGACCUCAUCACCUCACUGUGAUGUAGAAGAAGUUUCUCAAUCUGAAUAACUCACGGAUAGGACACAGUACCAUAUAGCCUACAACGAUCAUGAAUCUACUACUGUAAACCACUGUGCUAUAUACUGUAUGGCUGUGUGUUCACUGGUUAUCAACUGACUUCCAAAAUACUGAUCAGUCAUGGUUGCACAAUGUGUUUUCUUUGUCCUGGUCAAAUAAUGAAACUAAUGUCAGUCCUCAGGAAAAGAGCUGGUCCUUUUUCAUACUAAAGCCUAAAGCCAUAACACCAACCUUUAUUCGGUCUCUCUCUUCUCUUUUACUGCACACGGUGGUUCUAGUGUUA
Messenger RNA from Coregonus sp. 'balchen', 20457 nucleotides. NCBI's taxonomy places the organism in Eukaryota, Metazoa, Chordata, Actinopteri, Salmoniformes, Salmonidae. The record is from the annotation of a GenBank genome assembly.